Messenger RNA from Drosophila miranda, 1390 nucleotides. RefSeq names its product protein FAM107B. The record is from RefSeq and is a predicted model, not a curated record. The transcript has 3 exons. Lineage: Eukaryota; Metazoa; Arthropoda; Insecta; Diptera; Drosophilidae. The coding region runs from base 430 to 861 and encodes 143 amino acids.
AGCAACAACCAACAACAGGCAAUAAAGAAGAAGAGAAGCUGUGCAGAGGGAGAACCUGAAAAGAAGAAAAACGCAGAAGCUGAGCAGAGCCCUGGAGCAGCGAGGUUAAAGAAAAAGCAAAAUCUGGAAGCAGAAGCUGCGAAAAAAAAAAAACAGCUACAAACAGCGGGAAGUUGGAGCAGGACAGCAUCAAAAGCAGCUGAGAGGACAAACAGCCACAACAAAAACGGGAAAACAAAUCAAAACAUCAGCAAGAGAGAGCGCAGGAAUUCCAUUCCAGUAUCUCUCCCUUCCACCCAUCGUAAUUUAUUUUAUCCACCAGAGCACAAAAGGGAGGCGGAGAGGAGCCAAACACUUGAAGCAUUUGGGCUCUGUGAUACCGCAUUCAGGCACAGUUCGGCGGAGUCAGAGAACGAGGCCGGAACGACAAUGAUGUCGAUGAGCAGCUCCCCACCGGCUACGCCAACGGGCGUACAGACCGACUCCGAGGGCCUUAUAUUGCCCAAAAAGCUGAUCAAUCCCUGCAUUGAGAACACCGAUCGCAAGGAGCUGCAUCGAGAGCUGAAAUUCAAUGCCAGAAUUGGCAAGAGUGUGCUCAACCAGAAAUCGGAACUCCAGCGUGCCUACGACAAGCAGAAGGAGCGACAUGCGGCCGCCGAGCAUCAUUCCCCCGAUGCGGAACUGGUGGGCGGCAUACCCGGCCUCAAGGGAGAGCUUGGACGGGUCAUUUUGGAGCGGGCCCAGAAGCAUGAGGCGGCGGCUCAGAAGCAGGAUGCCGAUGAGGCCGAGGAUCGGCAGUAUGUUAAUCCCGAAUAUCUGAAUGUACGCGCCAAACUGCGCACGGCGAAUGGACCCAACUAGAGGAUGCCCCUCUUGACCCCCGACUCAUCAUAAUUAAUUUGUAAAGAGAGAGAUGUAACCAAAUUGGAACGUAAUAAGUUUAAAUGUGUUGACUUUGUGAACUGUUUUCAUUUUGAUAUUAUGCAAAACUAGUUGUAUCGUUUAAACCUAGACCUAAGCCAUUGACUUUACUUUAUUUUACUCUAGUGUUAGGUACUAAUUUUAGUUAUCGUUUAUUGGACUAAUUUCUCCCCCCCUUAAUUUCGAUGUGUGUGUAUAAACCAUUUGUAUAAAGUUUUCGUUUCUUAAAGAAGUCUAUUCUUCCAAAAAAAAAACAACAAAACAAAACAAACAAAUAUGUAUCUAGUGUAGUUAUAUGUGAACGUAUAUGAUGUAUCUAUAUCUAUAUCUAUAUACUAGUGAGAUCGAGAUAGUGCUGUAAACAGGGCAAAACGUGUUAGAUCGUAAGACAGAGAUAGAGACCGACCCGGGAAGAAUGAUAUUGAUCUAUAUAGAACAAAAAACUAUUUUAUGUCAAAAAAAAAAAAAA